Seriola dumerili (greater amberjack) is the source of this 1963-nucleotide messenger RNA. It is a transcript of the gene sytl3, whose product is annotated as synaptotagmin like 3. The record is from RefSeq and is a predicted model, not a curated record. Gene Ontology annotation, biological process: intracellular protein transport; exocytosis. Lineage: Eukaryota; Metazoa; Chordata; Actinopteri; Carangiformes; Carangidae. Bases 183 to 1598 code for a protein of 471 amino acids. Gene Ontology annotation, molecular function: neurexin family protein binding; small GTPase binding. Gene Ontology annotation, cellular component: exocytic vesicle; plasma membrane. The transcript is spliced from 13 exons.
GGUGGUGCAGGGAGCCUGAAGCGCCAGAAGACCAGAAGAGGAGGUCUGAAGCUGGGUCCAGUAAGGGGGAGUGUUCAGGGAGGAGAGAAGGAGGAGACAGUAACAAAAAGGAGACAGUGAGGCAGAGAGGACAGACAGAGAGAAGAAAGGCAGUGAUAGCAACACACGAUCAGAGACAAAAGAUGGAUUUAAAUUUACUUCAAGCUCUGGAAAGAGAAAGAGUACUGGAGGUUCUUCGGAGAGACAAGCAGCUGCGUAUCAUUGAGGAGGACAGGAUCAGGAGGAUGAAGUACGAGCUCCAGGAGCUUCGAAGGAGAGGUGCCAAGAGUUACUCCCGGCAGUACGGCGAGCGGACCUGCGCCCGCUGCCAGAGGCCUCUGGGAAAGUUCUGGAACUCGGGCGCAGUCUGCCGCGGCUGCAGCCACCGGAUCUGCAGCAGGUGCCGAGUAGGUGUAGGAACAGCUGACUGGAAGUGCACGGUCUGCCACGCCUACAGGGAGGUGAAGAUCAGGUCUGGGGAGUGGUUCUUAGAGGAGAAGGCAAGGAAAUUUCCGGUCACCACAGACAAAUAUGAAACAGUUGGGGAGAAGCUAUUAAAGACCUGUAAUGUGCUGAGUCACAUAUCAGUUGUGCCACCGACUCCUCCGCCCCAUUUGGAUCAUCAGUUUCUGAGCAGAUCUGGGGAUUUGAAAAACACAAAACCUUUUACCAAAUCAGUGGAGGAUCUAAUGGUUUCGUUCACAAGUCACAUCAAAAAGAUUUCAACUUCUCAAAACGAUGUGCGAGGAGACCUGCUGAAAGUUGACAACGGCCGCAAAGGGUCGCGCUUCAUCUACAGCACCCAAAAGAGCCUGUCUGACACCGACAUCAGCAAAGCAUCCCAUCUCUUCAAAGUCCCAAGUCUUCCAAACCUGUUCAAGAAAAACAAAGACAGCGACCAGGAAGGCUCCUCCACCGGGGCAGAAGAAGAAACUUCCUUCAGUUCUGAGUAUUCUGGAGGAAAGAGAGGCAGUAACAGCAGCAUCAGCACAGAGUACGGCUUCUUUGACAUCGUCAGCAUAGCAGGAGAGCUGGAGCUGGCUCUGGCCUACAACACCAGAACCUCCUGUCUGGAGAUCACGGUUGGCGGAUGCAGAAAUCUCGCUUAUGGAGACGCCAAGAAGAGGAAGUGUCACCCAUAUGUCAAACUCUAUGUGCUGCCGGAAAAGAGCGGCAAAAUGAAGACGGCCGUGAAGAGAAAUACGACUGAUCCGGUUUAUAAUGAGCUUUUGAAGUAUCAAAUAGAGCGGCACCUGCUGUUUGGAAAGAGACUGCAGGCCUCUGUGUGGCAUUCAGGGACCCUGAGAAGGAAGGUGUUUCUCGGUGAGAUCCUAAUUCCACUGGAUGGCUGGAGAUUUGAGAACGAAGCCUCCCAGUGCUUCAACUGGUACCCGCUGUGUCCAAAGGCUGAGAGUCCAGACGGAGGCGCUAUGGAGCAGGACAGAGGAGAACUGCCGGUCAAGCGCAGCUCCAUCAGCCAGGGUGAGCUCCUGCGGCUCAGCUCCCUUAAAUGUCUCCAAGAAAAAGAGAUGCAUCUGACUGUUUGCCAGAUUAGAUAAACCUAUUGUAUUCUUAUUUAAUUUAUUUAAGAACUUAAGAACUUCUCUCCAUUUCAACACGGUGAAAAUGUUGCUGAUCAUCCCCAGGUUUGCAGCAAAUCUUGCAAAUGGAGAACUGUGCAGUUGUAUAUGAUAAGCACAAAAACAUCACAUAAUGUCAGCUUUUAGAGAGAAGCCGCGACAGCCUUGUGUUUAGCUUACUUUUUUUUUGUUGUUGUUGUUGUUAUUUAUUUAUCUAUUUAUUUAUUUUGACCCUUACUUUCUCAAAUCAUGCGAAGCAUUAAAUCUUUAAUCUGAAAUAAAACAUAAAUAUCACAAAAAGCUACUUUUUAAUGUGUUUUUCAGAGAGCCCAGGCAGGGUUUGG